ACAUUACAUGAAUUUGAAACAGGCCAUGGCUCACGGCGUGGUAGUCGAAAAAACGCACAGAGUGUUGGAGUUCCGACAAUCUCCGUGGUUGGCCCCGUACAUUAAUCUCAACACCGAAUUACGCAAACAGGCGAAAAACAAAUUCGAAGAAAAGUUUUUUAAGGAUUUAAAUAAUUCAGUGUACGGGAAAACUUUCGAAAAUAUGAGGUUACGAUUUAAUUUGGAGCUUGUAUCGUGUCCAGUCAGAAUGCGGAAGCUGAUAAAUCGUCCGACGUUCAAGUACUGCACGACAUACAAUGAAAAUCUCUCGGUUGUCACGCAACAUACUAAGGAAGUGGAUUUCUGUAAACCCAUAUACAUAGGAUUCGCCGUACUGGAACUGAGUAAAGUUGUAAUGUACGGGUUUCAUUACGAUGUCAUGAAGCGACAUUACGGCGAUAAGAUCGAGCUGCUAUACACAGAUACCGAUUCACUAUUCUACCGCGUGACGACGAACGAUUUCUUCGUGGACCUGAUGAAAAAUCCUAAUUUGAUGCGGUUUAUGGACACCUCGAAUUUCCCACACGACCACAUGUGUUAUACGACUGCUCGGAAGCGUAUUCCCGGAUGUUUUAAAUUCGAGUGUGGCUCCAGAACCGUUUACGAAUUCGUUGCUUUGCGUGCCAAGUCUUAUGCGUACGACGUCGAAGAGGAGAUUACCAUUCGCGCGAAGGGUGUUAUGGGGCACGUGAUCAGAAAUCACCUCACUUUCGCCGAGCAUAAACGGUGCUUAUUCGCCGACGUGGACGACGAUGCAGAAUCCGACGAGUGUGACAACGAGUUCGACGCUAAUAUGGGGAAAAUGAUCGCAGCCGAUUCCGCGCUGAAAGCUGUCGCACAAAUUCAUCGGAACGCCUCAACCUCUGCAACAAAUUCACCGUCGACCACACAUCCGUCCCACGUUUACAGCUACAUGCCAUUCACGCCGUAUAGGGAAAAUGUCUCUAUACGGUCGUUUAAACACGAAUUGCGUACGAUUAGGACUAUGAAAUUAGUUUUAAACAGGGCUGACGAUAAGCGUCAUGUGCUACCCGAUAACAUUUCCACGUACGCACACGGUCAUCACCGCAUAAAUUUUUAAAUUGUUAUUAUUGUUAUUAUUAUUAUUGUUAUUGUUAUUAUUGUUCAAUGAUCUCAUAUCUGUAUAAAUUGUAUAAUUGCGAAAUGUGUCUGCUGCAUACUUAUAUAACCUGAUAAAAUAUAUAUAUAUAUAUAUAUAUAUAUAUAAUGUAUAAUCGUGAAAUACAACCGUUGUAUAUAAAAAUAUGAUAGUGUACGAUGCUAAAAUAUUAUAUUAACUACGUUUUGUAUUUAAUCUCGUGUUUUUAAAUUAUUAUUAUUAUUUUAGUAUCGCAACCUAAUCUUCUCAUCCUUAUCAUAUUUUAUCUUAUCCCUAUCUUCUCAUCAUCAUCUUAUCUUAUACUUACCCUUAUCUUCAUACAUACUUAUCCGAUAUAUUAUACCGAGGUCUUGACAACAUUAUUAUUAUUAUUAUUAUUAUUAUUUUUUAAAAACCCCCGCUCAUUCGCGGCGCGAUAAGAAGCGGGUGAGGAUAUUUUAUAUCCCUACAUACGGUGUUCUGACGGCUAGCACUUCUACAUCAGUCAGUCUUUGGAGUUAAGCAUUUACAAUAAAAAUACA
Messenger RNA from Acyrthosiphon pisum (pea aphid), 1680 nucleotides. RefSeq lists its product as uncharacterized. Lineage: Eukaryota; Metazoa; Arthropoda; Insecta; Hemiptera; Aphididae. The transcript has 4 exons. The record is from RefSeq and is a predicted model, not a curated record. The coding region runs from base 8 to 1120 and encodes 370 amino acids.